Scatophagus argus is the source of this 2624-nucleotide messenger RNA. RefSeq names its product coiled-coil domain containing 78 (gene ccdc78). Bases 124 to 1803 code for a protein of 559 amino acids. NCBI's taxonomy places the organism in Eukaryota, Metazoa, Chordata, Actinopteri, Scatophagidae. The transcript has 14 exons. The record is from RefSeq and is a predicted model, not a curated record. Gene Ontology annotation, cellular component: cytoplasm.
AUAAAGCAUUUAAAAAAAGUGUGUCCACACCAGUGUGUGUGUGUGUGUCAAGCCAUGGCAACACAGUGUUGAUGGAUACACUGAGUGCAGUUUGAGCAGCUGUGUGUUUGACAGAGAAUAAAGAUGGACGCACAAAAUCACCAGACAGCUUCAAAUGAACUUCUGGAGCAACUUCGAGCUCUGACAGAGGAAAAUCUGCAGCUGCGUGACAAAACUGAACGUCUUUUCACCAAAGUGGGCUACCUGGAGAGCAGACUGGGCCAUGUGGCCAGUUCCAAUGCAGAUCUGUCCUGCAGGUUGGUCCAGAGUGAAGAGGAAAAACUGAAGAUAUCUAAGGAGCUUGUGGAAGAGAAAAUUCAGACAAAUAAGAUGAGAGAAAAGUAUGAAGAAGAGACAUUCGAGCUGAAAAACAAGAUAUUGACCCAAGACGGUGUAAUAACAGAGCUGGAGAUGGGCCGAGACAAGCUGCUCAGGGAACUCCAGUCAGCUGAGGCUCGUUUAAAAGUGGGAGAAACGAGCGGCCAAGGCCUGACAGAGGAGUAUGCCACACUGAAGACAAACUACCAGGCUCUGGCUGAGGCCCAUCAUAAGGAGCUAGCCCAGAGUGAAGAGCUGAGCACUGAGCUUCUGGCCCUGGCCCAGGCUCAGGAUGCCCUCCGUAGGCAGCUGGAGGAGCAGCAGCAGAGUGUGAGGACAACCACCCAGGGCCUGCAUGGUGAACUGAACAGGGUGCGGGCCUUGAUCAGCCGCAUGUCACACAACAGAGUCAAGUUUGAGGAUCUGGCAGCCUUGGACAAGGAGCAAAAAAAUAUGGAGAAAACUCUACUUGGAAACCAAGAUGAGAUCAAAGACAUGCUGGAGAAAAUGAAGAGCAGCUACGAGGAGCAGCAGAAGAAACUGGAAGAGAAAGUGGUGGCGAUGGGUAAAGAGCACCAGCAGAACAAGAAAGUGAUCCGUAAUAGGCAGCAGGAACUAUCUGAACUGAGUGCGACCCUGAUGUGCUCUCGAAGCCAAUUGAAAGAAGUAGAAGAAGAGAAUUCAAAGCUGCAGCUUCAACUCAAAGAGCUUAAUGAAGAGUACCGUGCAAGGCUUGUGUGCUAUUUACAGGACUUAGCUGAAUUCACCGAUGGACUUGGAGAAGGUAAAAGCCCUUCAGAGGCUUCAAAGUUGAGGCCAUUUGUGGACAGCAUGCUCCAGGAUGUUCGCUCAACCUACAGGGUCAGGGAGGAACAGCUUGCCUCUGCUGCUCGUUCCUAUAAGAAGAGACUUCAGAGGAUGACCAAGACCCAUCAUGCUCUCCUCAUAGCGUACAGGGUCCAGAGGGAGCAGAUCUUGGCCUACCGAGAGAGUGAUCUUGACCCUGGACCCCCAGAAGCCCACUUCAGCCUGGAACUCACUGAGCUCAGAGAAGAAACUGAAAAGGAGCUCCAUAACCUUCGCCAGGACAAGGCAAGACUGGAGGGUCAGUUGCAGGCAGUCCGUGAGCAGGUGGCCGCCAUCAAAAUGCCUGUUCACAAUUUAGGCUGUGAGGAGCCAGCAAAACCGAAGCAGAUAUGUGAGGAAUCCUGUUCGGACAUAAGGAAACAGCUGAGGGAAAUCACAGACUCUGCCCUGGUGGGCUUUGAGAAGCAGCGAGCCCUCCUCCUCACCAGAGCAACAGUUGCAGAGGCGCAGGUGUCGGAGUUGCAGGACUACAUUGACAACCACCUGGGCAGGUAUAAAGAGGAGAUCUCACAUCUGUGCAGACUGUAUGGGAUACAGGAGGCGGGGCGUUGCAAAAGUGCAAACUCAUCACUCCGUUAAGAAAACUGACCAGAAAUCUGAACCCCAGUCAUAUAUUCCAAUGUAAUUUCAAAAUAUAUUAUUAUAUAUUAAUAUUUAAGUUCUGAACCUCACAUAUAUUAAAUCUGAAAAUGAAAACAUAUGCACUCAUAAAGUACUGCUUGUAAGCUGGUUUAAUUCAAACUGAAAUAUUUGAUUCCUUUUGAGGAGUAAACUAACUAUAAGUCUAAUACCUUGUUUUGACUAGAGAACAUGUGUGUGCAUUUACACCAUCACUAGGUGGUGCUGCCCCUAUUGGAGAUUUUCUCUAUGAAAGGCCCCCAAAGAAAAUCUGGCCUUGAGAAAAAAAUGCCUGGAAUGUUUGUAAAGCUUAUGUCAAUUUCACGAGCUCAGGAGAAGAAAGCGUGGUGACAAUGCGGGGUCACCCUGGUGAGAAUAAUGUCAUUACAUGUUACCCAGACACAUACACGCCCGUGAAUACUUUCCCUCAGUGCCGUGCUGAGAACUGCGGCGCAAACAAGCCAGGCUUUUUUCCAGGAUGAGGGUUCAUAUUUAUAACCUCUGUGUUGUGUGAAUAGGCAUCCAUUCCCUUUAAGUCCCUUUAACAGAGAAAGGGUCUGCAUUUUUUUCUAGUGUGUUUUUGGUAGCUGGGAUUCACAGUUUUCAUUAAUGCCAUGGCUGGUAUAAUUUUAAAAUUAAAAAUUUCCUUUAAAAGCACGUCAGAAGUUGAAGUGUUUGGUUAACAAAUGUCAGUAAGUUUUAUGUCGAGAAAGAGUUGAAGUUAGAAAUCACUGGGGAAUGAUGGGAAAAGUGGUGGAGAUGGAAAGAGUCAUAUGCAUGUC